Molecule: messenger RNA, 1967 nt
Organism: Dermacentor silvarum
Lineage: Eukaryota; Metazoa; Arthropoda; Arachnida; Ixodida; Ixodidae
Exons: 5
Coding region: 46-1734 (562 amino acids)
Source: RefSeq, a predicted model, not a curated record
CCGAUCCCACCGGCCAGUUUCACGACGCCACCGCUGCCGCGGUGCAUGCUGGUACUUGUAGUCAUCCGGCCGCUCCAGCCGCCCGCAGUGCCUGUACGUCGGACGAUUUUUGGCAAUUUUUGGUUAGUGUGGAGCUAUCGUGCCAUGGGAGGAUUCACCUGCUGCGUUCCUGGGUGCUACAACAACAGCACAAGGGACAAAGGCUUCGGAUUCUACGUGUUUCCUAAAGAGCGAAAGCUACGAGAGACGUGGAUCCAACGGAUUAACAGGGCCGGACGGAACGGCAGGUUCUCGAAGUUUACUCCAACCACAGGACAUAGAGUUUGCAGUGCCCACUUCGAAGGAGGGAAAAAGACUUACAUGAACCGUGUGCCCACAAUAUUCCCUUUGAGACAGCAAAAGGUGGAGAAGAGGCGACCGUUGAGAAGAACAAAGCCUGAAGUUGUCAGGAGCUCAACUGUGCCACCUGGAUCUGAGCAAGAGGUCUCUGCCAUCGCUAGCAGUGACAGCGAUGAUCCUUUGCAGCAGGAAGUGCAUCUACACCUGGACCAUGCAUACAGCAGCCAACAGUUAAGUUAUGAUGAGCUUGUCGAGCAAGUUGCUAAACAAAAGCACAUCAUAACUGAACUCCUGGAGCAAGCUGAAGCAGCAAAUGCGACAGUGGCAGAGCUUAACAACCUGCUUAAACGAAGUCAGCAGGACCACGCCGAAACAAAAAAGCUGUGUGACCGUCUUCAGCAGAAGAACAGGUGCUUAAGACUUCAGUUAUCAGCAAUGCAGGAAAAAGUUAGACGUUGCAAGACUGAAGCUGCACAGAACAUGGAUAUCACAUAUGAGGCCCUUGUAAAAGACGAGAAAAAGCUACGGUAUUACACUGGCUUCACAUCCAGCAAGCGCUUGGACACUUUUUGGUCCCUUCUAGAGCCAGAUGCAAAAAGGCUGUGCUUCUGGCAGAUGAAAGAAACGGCCAGUGAAGACAGAAACUUCAUCCUGCCUUUGAAGACCCAGCUCGUGCUGGUCUUGAUGAGACUGAAGCUUGGUCUUGAUGGCCUUGACCUUGCAUACAGGUUUGGUGUGUCUAAAACAACUGUUUCAAGGAUCUGGGUAACAUGGCUGGAUUUUUUGGACAACAGGCUUUGUCAGGUCCCAACUUGGAUGUCUCCGCAACUGUGCGACAAGUACCGGCCAAAAGCCUUCAUUGACAAGGGCUACACUACCGUUGAUGGCAUCCUCGACUGUACAGAAAUUUUCAUUGAGACCCCUUCGUCAUUCCGGGUGCAGAGUGAAACCUAUUCCUCUUACAAAAAACAUAAUACCGCGAAAGGAUUAGUUGUGUGCAGCCCAAAUGGCUUUGUCAUGUUUGUGUCCGAUCUUGCUCCUGGAAGACUGUCCGACAAGGCCCUGACAAAGGCUUGCGGUGUGCUGGAAAAGUUCUCACCAGGGCGAAGUGUGAUGGCUGAUAGGGGGUUCACUAUCGAAGAAGAGUGCAAGCAGCAUUCACUGCAUUUGAACAUUCCGCCGUUCCUGGAAGGACGGCCUCAACUGUCCGAAGCAGAUGAGACUGAGACAAGGCUCAUUGCAAGUGUGCGCAUACACGUGGAAAGGGUCAUCCGGAAGAUCAAGACCUACAAAAUACUCUCCCAGGUGUUCCCAAACAGCAUGUCUGGACAACUGAACAAAGUGUGGCACAUUUGUGCACUCUUGACUAACUUUGUGGGUGAACCAUUGUUGUGAUAAGGUGUAAAUGAAAUCUUGAUGUUCGCGAUGAUGGGCUGUGCCGGUGUGGUUCAAUACAUCACUACCCCUUUUUAUGAAAUAAAACAAUGUUAGCAUUCCUCCAACAUUCCAGCAUGCUCAAGGCCAUCAGGCAUUACAUAUAAAGUGGCAAGCUUCCCUAGCACAAUAGCUCCCCUUUCUAUAGGUCUACAUGUUUGGAUGUACCAGUGCAUAAUAAAGACUGACUUAUA